Messenger RNA from Brienomyrus brachyistius, 2137 nucleotides. It is a transcript of the gene irf5, whose product is annotated as interferon regulatory factor 5. Gene Ontology annotation, molecular function: RNA polymerase II cis-regulatory region sequence-specific DNA binding; DNA-binding transcription factor activity, RNA polymerase II-specific; protein binding. The transcript has 9 exons. The record is from RefSeq and is a predicted model, not a curated record. Gene Ontology annotation, biological process: regulation of transcription by RNA polymerase II; immune system process. NCBI's taxonomy places the organism in Eukaryota, Metazoa, Chordata, Actinopteri, Osteoglossiformes, Mormyridae. The coding region runs from base 379 to 1902 and encodes 507 amino acids. Gene Ontology annotation, cellular component: nucleus.
UGAGUGAAGCUCUGGAAGGGAUUGAUUCACUGUUUUGCAUUGAUUGUUGAGGGUGAUCCUUUAUUUCCAGUAGCGUAUUUCUUGUUGCAUGCGGUUUAUUUAAAUUGCUUUUAUCCAGCAGUGCUUAUACCUGAGGAUACGCAACAUUGGCGUGUUUUUUGUUGUUGUUGUUGCCCGGACCAUUGCGGGGAGGAGGCUUCGAAACCGGGAGGAGUACAGCUUUUCAAUCUAAAAUCAAUUAAAACCACCGAAUAGUUCAAACAAGCCUUAUUAGAGGCAUCCAUCAAAAGUAGAGCCCUUUCUGUCAUGAGCUCUCCUGCCUCAGAUCCAUCUCUCCUUCCCAUUCCCGCUGAACCCAGGGCCGGCUGAUCCACCGUCAUGAGCCUCCAACCGCGGAGGAUCCGCCUGAAGCCGUGGCUCAUCGCCCAGGUCAACAGCAGAAAGUACCCAGGCCUGCAGUGGCUUGGGCUGGAGCAGAAGCUCUUCCAGAUCCCCUGGCGUCAUGCCACCCGCCACCUGCCUACAGCCGAGGAGGAAAACACCAUCUUCAAGGCCUGGGCUCUUGAGACAGGGAAGUACCAAGAGGGGGUGGACGAGCCCGACCCAGCCAAAUGGAAAGCCAAUCUGCGGUGCGCCCUCAACAAGAGCCGUGAGUUCAAGCUGAAGUAUGACGGCACCAAAGAGACACCCGUACAGCCCUACAAGAUAUACGAGGUGUGCGACCAACCAAUUACAGGAGAUGGAGGCGAUGAAGACGAUGAAGAUGAAGAACUUCCAAACAUUGUUGAACUAUCUAUUGACAAUCGAAUCACAGAGGCUUCCAGCUACUCAACACUGCAUGCACUUAACAAUGAAGUACCCUUCAUCCCGUCCCCAGUGACUGAUGGCUACGUCCCGGGCCACCUCCCGAUGAUGCCGGUCCCCAGCCACCCCAAUGGGGACAUCUCCAUGGUAGCCGUCGCACCAUCCGCCAUGGCCCUACCGGAGUAUCCGUGCCACGUUCCAAUAGCGGCGGACCCGAGGCAGGGCAGGUUCAUGCACGGUGGCAGAGGAGGCAGUGGCAUCGCUCAGAGACAAACGGACGUACCUGUGACUUCGCUCCCAGUGACCAUUGAGGACAGCCCCAUGCCGGAGGUGCCGCAGGGGCAGCCCUGCAUUUACGACCUGCUAAGCAGCCCCCACAUGCUGCCCCUGACUGACCUGGACAUCAAGUUCCAGUACCGAGGCAGAACAGCCGGCUCGCUGACCGUGAGCAAUCCCCAGGGCUGUCGGCUGUACUACGGAAACCUGGAGGCCACUCCGGAGCAGGUGGACCUAUUUGGGCCAGUCACUCUGCACCAGGUUCGGUUCCCCAUCGCUGCCGAGAUCCCUAAUGAGAAGCAGCGCUUCUACACGGAGCAUCUGUUAGACGUGAUGGACCGUGGCCUCAUCCUGGAGAUCCAUGGGCAGGACAUCUACGCCGUCCGCCUUUGUCAGUGCAAGGUGUUCUGGUCAGGGCCGGGAGUGCCGGAACAAGCCAUGCCCAACCCCAUGGAAAGGGAGAAGAAGAUCCGGGUGUUCAGCCUCGACACAUUCCUCCACGAGUUGAUCAUGUACCAAAAAAGCGAAACGCCAACCCCGCCUCCCUUUGAAAUCUACUUCUGUUUCGGAGAAGACUGGCCAGACAAGAAGCCCAAGGAGAAGAAGCUAAUAAUUGUCCAGGUGGUUCCGGUGGUGGCUCGGAUCCUGACGGAGAUGUUCUCGGGCGAGCUGUCCUGGUCGACGGACAGCAUCCGUCUACAGAUCUCCAACCCUGACCUCAAGGACCAGACAGUGGAACGCUUCAAGGAGCUACACAGAUUGCUGCAGAGUCAGCACGUUCAGGCCCCAUGGAUUCCUCCCAGCCAACAGAUUGGUCACUAAACCCUCUCUGCAUCAUUCCCCACACCAGGACAGCAUCUCCUACUCUCCUUGCUGGAAAACAUCCAUACUGUUCCAUCUGCUGGCAGCUGGUCUAAACACAGCUGUGGUUCGGCUGUGCAGCCUUGGAUCUAGGCUGUUUACUAAAUGUACUUGUUAUUCUCUGAACUGUUUGAGUGUACAGCUUCAUGUUUGAAUUUAAUAAUGGAAGGAAAAAAAUAAAGUUUAAUAAAACUGA